AAUGACCUUAUUUCCAUACACAUCGACAUGUGAUACUUGUUGGUGUGAUCUCUUUGUUUUGCUUAUACCCUUGACUGAAGCUUUUAUAUUGCCAAAUUGAAAUAUUUUUCGACGGGUUUUGUUACCGUCUACCCGUUUAUGUAUCAUCAUAAAAAAGGUAUUUAGUAGUGGAACACACGCCUAACGACCAAUCCUAUCUUCGUUUAUCUCCAGCGCGCAUUUUUCCUGGUAAUCGUGUUUACUUUUGAGGAUUCUUAAAAUUUUUGCGAACCCACUGACAAUCUUAAACAGGAUCCUACGCUGGAUUAAGUGGAUUUUUCUUACGAAAAGAUUUUCUAUUAUUAUAUGAGGUUUGGUUUGCUGGCAUAUAAAAAAUGUUAUUAGGAGUUGCUCUUUUCUUUACCAUCGUACCAUUUACCUUUGGAUUAGAUAAUCUCGGUUGUCCAGUUACUUGGAAAGAUUACAAAUUGCAUUGCUACCAAUUCAUUCUAUAUCCACCGGUUACAUUUGAAAGCGCAUUAGCUAAAUGUCAGGAAAAUGGAGCCUAUCUGCUUCGUAUUACGGACACGGAUGAACAUAAUUUCAUUAAAAAUUGGUUGAAUACUCAUUACACGAGCAGCUCUCUGUGGUGGACGGGUGGUCAAAGAGAUUCAACAGAAAAUACUAUAUUCAGAUGGCUUUCCAACGGCAUUCGUGUGCAAGAUAGCCUUGAUUAUUGGUUGAGUACAGAUGAAAAGGCAAAAUCAGGAAAUCAACUUGUGUACAAGAAAGAUGGUAAUAACUUUGGCUGGUCUGUUACUGAAAAGACUGAUGUGCAUGCAUAUAUUUGCAAAAUAAGUCAGGAUGAAACGUAUCGAAUAUUGGAAAAAAACACAGGACUAGAUUAUGGUGUUGAAGUGAAAAAUAAAAACAACAUAAAAAGAGGUCCUAUAAUGAAAAUGGAGCCAAAUAAUACUGUUUUUGUGUCUGGCGCAGACCAGUCCGUCGUACUUGAAUGUUUGGCAUCUGGAAAUCCGCAAGUAAAAUAUAAAUGGUACAAAGGAAACCAAGAACUUUCGUCUUCCGUCAACAGACGAUAUACAGUAACAAAUGGGCGACUCACAAUUACUGAUCCGGAAGCUACUGAUUCGGCAACUGACUAUAAGUGUGUGGCAUCGAAUGAAUUCGGUUCAAUUUAUAGUACCAACGCACAACUCAUAGCAGGUUCCCUUGGAUAUUUCUCUAACAUAAAACCUGAAAAAGAACUUGCUACGGAUUACAAUUAUAAAAUUCUUCAGUGUCCGAAAAUUCAAGGCAAACCCGGUUUACGAUACCAGUGGACUAAGGACAGUGUAACAAACUAUAUUAAGACAGAAAGGCAGCAAUAUAUGUUUAUCUCGAACAAUGGUCGUCUAUAUUUCUCAGAGAUAGGUGGUCCCGAUGCUGGAAAAUAUUACUGUAUGGUUACGUUGUCUGGAUCAGGUCAUUUGCAGUUGACCACCGACCAAGCCCCAUCAAGAAUAAGCAAAGAGAUUGAACUUGAGGUAACUACAGGAUCCUCGAAAGCAAAUUUUGGACCAGAAAUUUUGAAUGAAUUCAUUGCUGUUUUUCCGUCUUUGCCAAUGAUUGGUGAUGAGAUACGAAUGGAAUGUUUUGCGUAUGGAACUUUCUCGAGUCCAUUCAUAUACAAAUGGGAAAAAAUUAACGGGGAAAUUUCCUCCCGAGCUACAUUUUCAGAUCUGAAUCGUGUUCUCACGAUCAAGAAUGCUAAACGACAAGACGAAGGAACUUACAAAUGUAUCGUAAACUCAAAUGCCAAUGGGGCAAAAUCGGACAGUAAAAAUUAUACGUUACUACUACAAUCAAAACCAUAUUUCGUGAUAGAACUGAAGUCACAGUUGGUCGAACCAGGUGCAAAAUUUACGUGGCGAUGCUUGGCUGAAGGUCGACCGUCUAUAACUUAUUCGUGGUUAAAAGAUACUAAACAACUCGUAUCUAAUGGAGACAUUCAAAUUAAUAAAAAUACGCUUACAAUAUCGAAAACUGACGGAAAAAGAGACAAUGGUAUGUACCAAUGUGCUGCAGAAAAUACAAACGGUAUUACAUACAGCACUGCACAGCUAAAAAUUGAAAGUUUUGUCCCGAAGUUUAUUCAAUAUCAUCUUCCUAGUAGUACAUUGGCCGCACGAAAUGGUAAAGUAUCGUUGAGGUGCCAUCCUGAUGCCGUACCUAGGGCAUCGAUAUCUUGGUCCAAGAAUGGUGCUGAUUUGGGACUGGAUAGCAGCCAGUCUACAGGAAGAAUCCAAAAAUUAGUAAAUGGUAAUUUGUUUAUACAGGAAAUUACACAAAGUGAUUCAGGAGAAUACGAGUGUACUGCAACAAACGAUCAGGGAUCAGCAUCACAGUCAACUAAACUGAGAGUAGUCGAAAAUUUGGUAAUCAGCCGCCGUCCAUCGAACAUAGAGGUGAUUGUGAAUGAAACAGCUUUCUUCUACUGCGGUGCCUCCUACAAUCCUGACUUCGAGAUCGUCUACAAGUGGUACUUUAACGGACAUCCAAUUAACGUAGAUAAAGAUACUUUUUAUAGUGAAUUCUUUGAAGUCUUCCUAAGCUGGAGAGUUGAACUUCAGCUCAAGAAACUCCUCUUGCACUUCAUCCAAAACAUCAGUCACUUCACACGGAAAUGGAUUCCUGAUGAAUUUCCAAGCUUCACGCUUUUCAUCUGUAUCUGGGAAGUAUCUGAUGAAUUCUGUUUUCAAGUCACCCCUCCCAGCGAACCGUCUGGUGUUUAUGGUGAUGGAAAUACAGAAGACAAAAUAACCAUAUAUUGGUUGGCACCAAAUGAUAACGGUUAUCCUAUUACACGAUAUAUAAUUGAGAGUUCAAAUAAAUUAAAUCCAGUAUGGAAAAUAGCAACAAGAGAAAUCCCUUCGUCUGCUGUUGAAGUUCAGAACCACUUAUUCAAGUCUGUCGAAGUUUUAGGAUUGAAACCUAAUAAUCUAUACAAAUUCCGAGUUCGUGCUAUUAACAAACUUGGAGUUGGUCGACCGAGUUUGCCGUCAGCUGAUUACCGAACGUCAUCUUCUCCUCCAAAAAGAGCGCCAAAUGAUGUGGGUGGAGGUGGCGGCAAAGUUGGUGAUUUGUCCAUCACCUGGACUCCAUUACCCCCCGAAGAGCAAUGUGCUAAUGGUAUUGGCUAUGUGGUUUAUUGGCGUGUUAAAGGAAAUCCAAAUAGUAAAUGGUCAAAGCAUGUAAUGACAGGACAAGCAAGUGAAUAUUACGCUUUGUCUGGGCUUAAUUAUUACACACUCUACGAAGUCAAAGUGCAAGCGUUUAAUAACGAAGGCUUGGGUCCUAAUUCCACUAUAUCGAGUAUUUACUCAGCCGAAGACUUGCCUCGCGCUGUUCCCAUCGAUGUUUUUGCUGACACUUAUAACGCAACAGCUAUCAUAGUCACAUGGACACCACCUGUAAAUGAUCGCCCAACUAUGAGAGGGAAAAUAUUAGGAUAUCAGAUAAAUUGGGAAAACAAUGAUGUUGAAGAUCCUAUACGUUACUCGCAAUCAUUCUAUGGUGAAAUCAGUGAAGCAAUCAUAAUUGGGCUCUUUCCAAAUGGAUACUAUUGGGUAACAGUUCAGGUGUUUAACACUGCUGGUCUUGGUCCUCUCAGUGAAAAAUAUCUUGGUUCAACAGGAAUGGAUGCGCCCUUAAAUUUCCCUACUGAAGUCACCAUUUAUUCAAAAGACAGUUCAAGUGUUGCAGUAAAAUUCCGUGGAAUAGGAUUUGGUAUUGCCGAAAGUCCUGUUACAGGUUAUAAGCUAUGUUACCAAUCUGUAAGAGAAGUCUGGAACUUGGAAAACUGCAAAGAUAUUGGCUUCGUUGAAAGUGGCGUUCUUGACAAUCUGGAGAAAGACGUUUUAUAUAAGCUGAGAGUUUUAGCUUGGAGUGCUGAUGGCGAUGGUAAAAAGAGUGAAGCUAUAUACUUCACACUUGGAGGCCAGAUUGUCUUUGAUCCAUCUUCUUACAGCUUGUUAGCAGACUCAAAUAGAUUGAGUUCAUCGAUUAGUAUUCUAAUUUUGUGUUUUCUUUAUAUAAUUACUUGGAUUUAUUAAUGUUACCUUGAGAAUAGCCUUAAACGGCUCAGAAAUAAUGUAUGGCCCGUACCUUGAUGUCGAGGUUGAUUUCGCAACAAAAUGAAACACGGAAAACAACAAAAACAAAUAACUAAAGAAGCAAACUACCAACAAUAAUUUUUUGACAUAUAAACAAAGGGAAACGUCAUUUGUAUAGGAAAAUAAUAAUUGCAUAGGAAAAUGAUAAUAAUAAUAAUAAUAAUAAUAAUAAUAAUAAUAAUAAUAAUAAUAAUAAUAAUAAUAAUAAUAAUAAUAAUAAUUUUACAAUGUUUAAAGUUUAAAAUUGCUUUUAAUUAUACUGAGAAUUAUACUGAGUUUUCGUUCGAACCGAAUAACAUUUAUCCGAAUAAAACCAAUAAGUAAGAAGUCACACUUUGUAAAAACAUAACAAUCUAAAUGGUACCAGGAGUAACCUUAUAAAUCUUUCUUAAUCAUUGAGCUUUAAUCCUCUAGGAUAACAAUAUUUUUCAAACUUCUGGUGUAAUAUACCGGUUUCGAUUCAACUGACAUCACUUAAAUAAUUUUGACUUUGGAGUAAUGUAAACUUCAACCCUCACAUUCUAUCACUGCAUAUUCAAUAUUUUCAAGAUAUACAUUAACACACAAUAUCUGAAUCGAUCCAAAGGAAUUAAUUUAUUAUGCAUAAUUUCAACAAAACUCUGAGGAGAUACAAAUUCCAAAAGCUGUUAAGCUGAUAUAUUCUUUGAGCAGAUUCAACAUGUUGAUACAUUUUCAUUUUUGAAAUAUCUUAUGCAUAUUUUUACUUAUUAUGAAAUCUAGUUUUUUGUUUUCAUUCAGUUUUAUAAAGAGAAAAUUACUACUGAGUCAAAAAGUAACCUUUUGUAUGAUAAAAUGCAAAAACACCAUAAAAAAAAAUGUUGUAUUAAUUUUUUUGUAAUUCGUUUUAAAAUAAAGUAUGUACAAAAGUA
Octopus bimaculoides (California two-spot octopus) is the source of this 5041-nucleotide messenger RNA. Its product is annotated as contactin. Gene Ontology annotation, molecular function: protein binding. The record is from RefSeq and is a predicted model, not a curated record. Lineage: Eukaryota; Metazoa; Mollusca; Cephalopoda; Octopoda; Octopodidae. Gene Ontology annotation, biological process: cell-cell adhesion.